Molecule: messenger RNA, 3537 nt
Organism: Paracoccidioides lutzii Pb01
Product: DNA-repair protein rad13
Exons: 1
Coding region: 1-3537 (1178 amino acids)
Biological process (GO): nucleotide-excision repair
Cellular component (GO): nucleus
Molecular function (GO): DNA endonuclease activity; single-stranded DNA binding
Source: RefSeq, a predicted model, not a curated record
AUGGGUGUUACUGGCCUCUGGACAGUGGUCAAGCCCUGCGCUAGGCCGAUCAAACUGGAAACACUGAAUCGGAAGCGGCUCGCUGUUGACGCGUCAAUAUGGAUCUACCAGUUUCUGAAAGCAGUGCGAGAUAAGGAAGGAAAUGCUCUUCGAAACGCUCAUAUUGUUGGCUUUUUCCGGCGAAUAUGCAAGUUGCUUUAUUUCGGCAUCAAACCGGUGUUCGUAUUCGAUGGAGGGGCGCCAGCCCUGAAACGACAGACGAUUACGGCUCGAAAAAAGAGGAGAGAGGGAAGGACAGAAGAUGCUGCCAGAACAGCUGGAAAACUUCUCGCUGUCCAAAUACAGAGAAAGGCUGAAGAAGAGGCAGAGAGACAAAGGCAAUCGGGACCCAACAACACCGAGCCUGAAGAGGAGCUUCCGAAGGAUUUAGUUUAUGUGGAUGAGCUGAAUAUGACACCUAAAGAGAGACGGAAAAACAGACAAUUCCGCAAACAGGAUGCUUAUCACCUUCCCGAACUUGAUGUUUCUCUCGCUGAAAUGGGUGCUCCAAACGAUCCACGCAUUAUGUCGCAAGAAGAGCUCGAAGAAUAUGCCCGUCAAUUCCAUUCAGGGGAAGAUGUCAACCUGUACGACUUUUCAAAGAUAGACUUUAACAGCCCAUUUUUCCUGAGCCUACCUGCGAGCGAUCGCUAUAACAUCUUGAAUGCGGCAAGGCUAAGAAGUAGACUUCGAAUGGGUUAUUCUAAAAACCAACUGGACAGCAUGUUCCCAGAUCGGAUGGCCUUCUCGAGAUUCCAAAUUGAGCGUGUAAAAGAACGAAAUGAUCUUACACAGAGAUUAAUGCAUCUCAGUGGUAUGACCGAUGACGACUCCUUAUAUGAAAUAGGGAAAAGCGCGAGAAUUGCUGGGGAGAGGGGUAAGGAGUAUGUGCUGGUGAAAAGUAACGGAGCGGAAGGAGGCUGGGCGCUGGGAGUCUUGGGGAACAAGGACGAAGGCCAGCGCAGCAAACCGAUUGAUGUUGAGGAAUACGGUAAACAAACACUGCUCGAUGAUCACAAUAUAUUGGAAGAUGAGGAUGAGGAAUUUGAAGAUGUUCCCAUUGAAGGGCUUAACAGACUCCCCAAAUUGCCUGUAUUUGAGAACGGCGUUUUCGAUCGGUCAAUUAAUGAGCACGCCAGGGAAAAUGCAGAAAUGAGACAGUCAGUUUAUGAAUCUCUAAAGCAGACUCCUCGUCCCUCAAAACCGGCUGAUCAAGGGACAGAUGACGACUCUCUGUUUGUUCCGGAGGGGGCUAGUCAAGUUGAAAAAAAUCUCAAUGCGCUUUUUGAGGAUACGGGAUUUCAUGAAGAUUCUUAUGGCGAAGCUCUUCAUCGUGCAAUCCAAAUGUCAUUAGAAACACCUGAGGAUGAUGCCUUCAAAUUAAACACGUCUUCAUUAUCUCCUACGAAUAAAGAACCCGAUAAGGAUGUCGUCGAUAGGGACAAUGCUUCAGAUAUAACUGAUGAUGAUGAUAUGAAUUUCUUUGCGGCAUUAUCUAAAUCAGAUAUGAAGAAACCUUCUACAAAUUCUCUUCCCCCAAUGCUCAAUCCUUUCGGUGGACCACUUCCCUUUGAGCCCUUAAAAAUUGGCAAACCUACAGCAUCCGCCCCUGCCUCCAAAACGGGCCAUGAUGCCAAUGGCUUUGAGAAACCCUCGUUAAAGGAUCAAAGACCAUCCCAACCACUUCCUCCAUGGUUUGGUGCAAAACUGGGUAAGAAUGUUUUCAUAAAUCAAGAAGCUGACGACCAAUUCGAAAGGGCUGAGCCUUCAAUGCGUGAAAAUACCCUUAGCAAAAGGAACCCUGUGGAGGUAUUAAUUGACGUUGAUGAAUAUCUACCCCAUGAGAGGGAGAUAAUCGAUGUAGAGGACCUGACCGGAGAUAUAGAAAAGUCCAAACUUGCUGCUUUACCGAAGCAAUCAAAUUCCAGAAGUUCCCCUACGGCCUCCACUGGGCCUUCUAUUCCUCUAGUCACGAAGUCUGAAAGUAGACCGGCUGGCAACAUAGAUGCAAAAGACACGGUUGACCAAACGGUGGAUGAACUAGGUUCUCCCGGGAGCGGCGUUGAGGAAAUCUAUGAGUGGGAACCUAGUGUUAAAGAGGAUAAUAUUUCUGAAAAAGGCAGGGCUAACGAGCUAUCCAAUUCUGAGGCAACAGGUCCAGCACCAACGCUGUCUCCAAACACAGAUUUUGAGGAUGUUGAAAUUCCUCAGACUUCUGAACUGCCAGAGCAAAUAGCUGACAUUUACAAAACCUCAAAUGAGACGGACCAACAAGACGAUUCAACACCUUACAGUGAUGCUGGAGACGAUUAUUUGGAUUUUGAGGACGAAGAAUUAAUGCAUCAACUACAAACCGAAGCUGAGGAGCAUGCGCGGUUUGCAUCGACUCUGAACUUUAAAAGCCAAGCUGAAAAUGCGUUCGAUUAUGAACAAGAAUUGAAGCAGCUACGGUCUCAGCAGAAGAAAGACCGGCGAGAUGCCGAUGAAGUCUCACAUAUUAUGGUGUCAGAGUGUCAGGAAUUGCUCAGGCUUUUCGGGUUGCCAUACAUCACAGCGCCGAUGGAAGCGGAGGCCCAAUGCGCAGAGCUAGUAUCAUUAGGUUUAGUUGAUGGAGUUGUCACUGAUGAUAGCGAUAUUUUCCUUUUUGGUGGUACUCGCGUUUACAAAAAUAUGUUCAACCAGGUCAAAUUUGUCGAAUGCUAUCUCAACAGUGACCUCGAAAAGGAAUAUGAUCUAGAUCGCAGAAAACUUAUCCAGUUUGCUCACCUGUUGGGAAGUGACUAUACUGAAGGAAUACCUGGUGUUGGUCCUGUUACGGCCCUUGAAAUCCUCACUGAGUUUUCGACCUUGGAAGAUUUUAGGGAUUGGUGGUCUCAAGUACAAAUGGGUGCCCAACUCCCAGAUGACAGCCACUCUGCUUUUCGGAAAAAAUUUAAAAAGAAUGCCACGAAGCUAUUCCUCCCACCAGGAUUUCCCGACAGCCGAGUCGAUACUGCAUAUCUUGAACCCGAGGUAGACUCAGAUCCCUCGGCCUUCCAGUGGGGUGUACCUGACCUUAAUGCUCUUCGUCAAUUCCUGAUGGCUACAGUUGGAUGGACCCAAGAGAGGACGGAUGAGGUACUCGUCCCUGUCAUUCGCGACAUGAACCGCAGGGAGCAGGAGGGUACUCAAUCAAAUAUCACCAACUUUUUCCAAGGGCCGCAGGGAGCAGGUGCAUUUGCUCCCCAUCGACGCCCGGACAGGAAAAGUAGGAUGGAAAAGGCUUUUAGCCGGUUAAGAUAUCAGGCUAAAACAAAGCAGCAGGGCGGAGACAUAACUGUAGCGAAUGGAGAAGGGCUCCAAGCUGACGUUCCAGAUUCUGCCGCAAAGGGCACACGGAGGAAAAAGGUAGCAGAUGAAAGAUCUAAUACCCUUGAUGAUGGUGAUAGGUCUGAUGGGAACGGAAGUGAGGGGGCAGCUCGCAAGCCCACAAAGAAGCGGAAGACUGAAAGGAAGUAA